GAAGGAACCAAAAAAAAUAAAAAUAAAAAAAAAUAAAAAAAAAAAUAAAAAUUGAAAAAGAUAAUUCCUCGUAGAUACUAGGUGGCAAGUUAACAGACCUUCCUCUCCAGUCUAGAUGGACCUCUUAGCGCUUUCUCCUUCAUCUGUUGCUGGGAAUGCAUUGUUUUGCGUCCGGAAGCAUUUAUGCCAAUGGAGGAAUUAUACUAGAGGUAACUUGGAUGCAAAUUUUCUGAGCAACAAAAAUUUCCAGAAGGGUUCAAGAAAAGGAAGGGGAUGUUUCUCAAAGAAAAGGGAUGCUUCUAUUUCUUGUUCAAAUGGUACAGGGCAGGACCUUUAUGUACCUGCAAAUGACAAACUAAUUGGAGCACGUGUUAUUUAUGCUGUGGCUCCUGCAAUGGGACAUAACCAGGAAUCCCAUCCGGAAUCUCAUCUUAGAGUUCCUUCGAUUUUAAAUGCUCUUCAGAAGAUGGAGCUAACCCCGGAGUUCCGUGGUUCAGAGAUUAUCGAACUUCAGAACUUCAAGCCUGCUUCAGUAGAUGACAUUGCAAGUAUUCAUUCAAGAACUUAUGUGUCUGGCCUUGAGAAGGCUAUGGAUGAGGCGUCGCAGCAGGACAUUAUUUACAUUGAAGGCACUGGUCCAACAUAUGCUACUGCAAGUACAUUUCAGGAGUCACUGAUUGCAGCCGGAGCAGGAAUUUCCUUGGUUGAUUCAGUGGUUGCAGCAUCAAAGAAAAGCCAGGAUCAACCUAUUGGUUUUGCUUUGAUAAGACCACCUGGGCAUCAUGCUAUUCCUAAGGGGCCUAUGGGGUUUUGUGUUUUUGGAAAUGUGGCCAUUGCAGCCCGUUAUGCACAACGAGUACAUGGCUUGAAACGUGUUUUUAUCAUUGAUUUUGACGUUCACCAUGGGAAUGGGACAAAUGAUGCUUUCUAUGAGGAUCCUGAUAUAUUUUUUCUUUCAACUCACCAAGAUGGAAGCUACCCAGGUACUGGUAAGUUUGACGAGGUAGGUCAAGGAGAUGGGGAAGGAACAACUCUUAAUCUUCCUCUACCAGGAGGCUCUGGUGAUAUUGCCAUGAGAACCGUGUUUGAUGAAGUUAUUGUCCCAUGUGCUCAAAGGUUUAAGCCGGAUAUUAUUCUUGUCUCUGCUGGGUAUGACGCUCAUGUAUUGGAUCCACUAGCGAGUUUGCAAUUUACAACGGGCACAUACUACAUGCUUGCAUCUAACAUUCAACAACUUGCCAAAGAUCUAUGUGGUGGUCGCUGUGUGUUUUUCUUGGAAGGAGGCUACAACCUUGAUUCUCUUUCAUACUCAAUAGCAGAUUCGUUCCGUGCUUUUCUUGGAGAGCCAAGCUUGGCAUCUCAGUUUGACAACCCUGCUAUAUUGUAUGAAGAACCGGUAAAGAGACUUGAGCAAGCUAUCAAGAGAGUAAAACAUAUACAUUCAUUGUAAAGAUGUAAUAUAGAUUUACAUGAUUUAUGUGAACAUCUAAAAUUGUUUGAGUUCAAACUAUAAUAGCAUUUUUUUUCAUAUGUACAUAUCCACAGUAAUUAUAAAGUUUACAAUGUAUUUUAUCUUGUA
Messenger RNA from Ziziphus jujuba (common jujube), 1579 nucleotides. RefSeq names its product histone deacetylase 14, chloroplastic. The coding region runs from base 116 to 1450 and encodes 444 amino acids. Gene Ontology annotation, cellular component: histone deacetylase complex. The record is from RefSeq and is a predicted model, not a curated record. Gene Ontology annotation, molecular function: histone deacetylase activity. Lineage: Eukaryota; Viridiplantae; Streptophyta; Magnoliopsida; Rosales; Rhamnaceae. Gene Ontology annotation, biological process: chromatin organization. The transcript is spliced from 9 exons.